Xyrauchen texanus (razorback sucker) is the source of this 5145-nucleotide messenger RNA. RefSeq names its product phospholipase A2, group IVAa (cytosolic, calcium-dependent) (gene pla2g4aa). Gene Ontology annotation, molecular function: calcium ion binding; calcium-dependent phospholipid binding. The coding region runs from base 133 to 2376 and encodes 747 amino acids. The transcript has 18 exons. Gene Ontology annotation, cellular component: endoplasmic reticulum; Golgi apparatus; cytosol. The record is from RefSeq and is a predicted model, not a curated record. Gene Ontology annotation, biological process: glycerophospholipid catabolic process. Lineage: Eukaryota; Metazoa; Chordata; Actinopteri; Cypriniformes; Catostomidae.
GUAAUGCGCAUUCCUCUUGUCUUCCUGAAAUUACUUUUUGUCGGAAGGUCUUACAGCACUAUACCACCAGGCAUGAUGUUUCCCGGACUGUCCUGAAAUAAGAGUGCCUUCCUGACCAAAACGGCUGUCAAAAUGUCUUCCAUAGACCCCUAUCAGUACAUCAUAGUUGAGCAUCAGUAUUCUCAUAGAUUAAAAGUAACAGUGGCAAGAGCUGAAAAUGUGACUAAAGGAGCAUUUGGGGAUUUAUUGGACACCCCAGACCCUUAUGUGGAGCUGUCCAUUUCAACCACCCCAGAGUCAAGAAAACGGACACGCCACAUAGAUAAUGACAUUAACCCAAAAUGGAACGAAACAUUUGAUUUCAUAUUGGACCCCAAUCAACCCAACAUUUUAGAGAUGACACUGAUGGAUGCUAAUUAUGUCAUGGAUGAAACUCUCGGCACAGCUACAUAUUCCCUUUCAAAACUCAAAGCGGGGCAGACAGAGCAAGUGAUACUCUCUAUUGGCAAGUCUACAAAAGUGUUUCUCGAUAUGUCCUUAGAAGUGUGUGCGUCCACAGACUUGCGCUUCAGCAUGGCUUUGUGCGAUCAGGAGAAGCUUUUCAUGCAGAGACGCAGGGACAGAGUUAUGCUCAGCAUCAAGAAACUUCUCAAAAUUGAAAACCCGCGCUUCCUCCCAGCCUCACCAAGUGAGGUUCCAACCAUCGCCAUAUUGGGCUCUGGAGGGGGUUUUCGUGCAAUGGUGGGCUUCUCUGGAGUGAUGAAGGCUCUCUAUGAGUCAGGAGUGCUUGACUGCGCUACUUACGUGGCAGGACUUUCAGGAUCAACAUGGUAUAUGUCUAUGCUGUACUCACAUCCUGAGUUUCCUGCUAAAGGACCAGCAGAUAUUAAUAAGGAGCUGAUGAACAGGGUCAACAAUAACCCACUGAAACUGCUUCUGCCCCAAAAUAUAAACCGCUAUGUAAAGGCACUGUGGAAGAAGAAGUCAGCCGGACAGCCUGUCACCUUCACUGACAUCUUCGGCAUGUUGAUAGGAGAGACUCUCAUUCCGGGGAGAAUGAACUCAAAACUUAGCACCAUGCAGGAGAAGAUUAAUGAAGGUCAGAGCCCUCUGCCACUCUUCACCUGUCUGCACGUCAAACCUGAUGUCUCUGAGCUCAUGUUUGCAGAUUGGGUCGAGUUCAGUCCGUAUGAAAUUGGCAUGGCCAAAUACGGUACCUUCAUGUCUCCAGGGCUCUUUGGGAGCAAGUUCUUCAUGGGCUGUGUUGUGAAGCAAUAUGAAGAAAACCCCUUACAUUUCCUCAUGGGUGUAUGGGGAAGUGCCUUCUCAAUACUCUUUAACCGGGUUCUGGGAGUGAAGGAGACAGCCAGCAGUUGCACAAUGGAAGAAGAGUUGGAGCAAAUUAAACCAGAGCACAUUGUUGGAGAUACCUCAACCGAUAAUGAGGAGGAAACACAAAGAGGGGGCACAGAGUCUGCAGAGGUGGAAGAUGAGCGACAGCGUCAUGCCCAGGCUAGUUGGGUUCAGCGCAUGUUGACCUCCAUAAUGGGCGACUCCACCCUAUUCACCACACGUGAAGGCCGUGCCGGCAAGGUGCACAACUUCAUGCUGGGCCUUAACCUGAACUCUUCCCUGCCCUUUUCUCCCUUCAACGGCCUUAUGAAUCAGACCUCAGUGGAUGAGGAGGUUGAUGCUGUUACAGAUCCUGAUGAGUUUGAUCGAAUCUACGAGCCACUAGAUGUGAAGAGUAAAAAAAUCCAUAUUGUGGACAGUGGCCUGACCUUUAACCUGCCCUACCCUCUGAUCCUGCGGCCUCAGAGAGGGGUGGAUCUCAUCAUCUCCUUUGACUUCUCAGCCAGGCCUAGUGACUCUAGCCCACCAUUCAAAGAGAUACUUCUGGCUGAAAAAUGGGCUCGAAUGAAUAAACUGCCGUUCCCUAAGAUCGAUUCCAGAGUAUUUGACCGAGAGGGUCUGAAAGAGUGUUAUGUGUUCAAACCCAACAAAGGAGAAAAGAACUGCCCCACUGUCAUUCAUUUUGUCUUGGCCAACAUCAACUUUCGGGACUUCAAAGCCCCAGGAGUUCCCAGACAGUCAGACAGUGAGAUAGAGUUUGCUGACUUCGACAUUUUUGACGAUCCAGAAUCUCCCUACUCCACUUUCAACUUUAAAUACCCCAAUCAGGCCUUCAAGAGGCUACAUGAUCUCAUGGAGUUCAACACACUUAACAACAUUGAGGUUAUAAAAGAAGCUAUUAAAGAAUGCAUUCUGCAGAGACGAGAGAACCCCUCACGCUGUUCAGUUUCCCUUUCACUAAGUGAGAUCGAAAACAAGAAGUUCCUGAAACGAGAUACCAGCAAUGCAAAAAGACACACCUAACAGAGAGCUAUGCAAAAAGCUACACAAAAGCCUAGUGGUUUUGAGACUGUGUUGGUCGUCUGGUGCUGAAUAAGACAUUUGAUGAGAAUCAGUGAGCUGAUUUAUCCGACAAGACUGGAUCGACCUUAUUGCUGAGGUUUACCAUGUUUUAUAGUGUAAUUUUCUGUGAACUUCCACAAUAUUUCUUGAAUCAACAUUUUCAAUAUGUGUGGGCAAGUUCCCCACACCUUUAAUCUUAAAGUGCUCUUACUUUUUGAGACCUACAAAUCCUACAAAUCUUGCAGUGCACUUCUCUUAGGCUAAUAAGGAGCCAAGUUCUGGCUGCUUUGUUUUCUGUGGGCAUUUUAGCUGCAAAUAAUCUGAGCUGUGAGAGUAAUUUAUGGUCUCAGUGACAGCAUGAGCCUCAGGACAUGCUGUUCCUUAUGUGUUUCUGGUGAUAAGAAAACAAUUUAUGUUCUCAAUUCAGUUCUACUGUGAUGUAACUAUGACCAGUAGAUGGUUUGUGGUAAGCCUUGCCUAUAGGACAGGAUUCAUCUCAUAUUUUAGUGAAACUUUCUUGUAACAGCUCAAGGAUCAGCAAGGAGGAGGCGGGAACCAGCUGAACAUAAACAAAAUUGUCAAACUUAACUUAAAAAUAAACAAACACAGACACUUGCAAUGCAGCUGCAUGCGUCUCUCUCUCUCUCGAACUGGUGCCUCCGGAUUCCCUUUAUCUCGCUCUCCCGCUGAUCAGCUGAUUCAGCGCCGGCCAUGCACCAUCACGUCCCAGCUACGCACUCCUCCUCAUCACACUCCUCCCCCGCCCGAUUCAGGCUGGGGAGCCACCACAGUCUGAAUAACAUCACUGGAGGGAGACGCUGCACUUCUGGUCGUUCUGACAGCCGGUGGUCCACUCCGCCUCCUGUGAACCUGGGGGUGAGACGAGGGGAGGCGUGGGAAGAGGGAAAGGGCGAGCGGAGACACACAAAGAGAGGAGAGAGAGAUGAACUUGCUCGCUGGCUCCCAGAUGCGCUGUCGCCCGGUCCUCAACAGCUCCUCCGCCCUCUGGCGGAUGCCAGCUCGCUCCUCCCCCAGUGGAUGGUACCGAGUCCUCCGGCCCCUGGUGAAUGGAACCGCUCCUCCACUUCCCUGUGGAUGGCAGUGGCAAGGACUCCAUGACAGCACCUCCCUCCUGGGUUUCGGCACCCUGUAACAGUUCAAGGAUGGGCAAGGAGGAGGCGGGAACCGGCUGAACAGUAAAGUUUUAAUGUCAAACUUAAAUUAAAACAAACAUAAACAGACACACAUGCAAAGCUGCAUGCAUCUCUUGCAAACUGGCGCUUCCGGCUCCCCUUUAUCUCGCUCUCCUGCUCAUUCAGCCCCAGCUGUACACCAUCACGACCCGGCCACACCCUCCUACUCGUUACACUUCAUUACAUUUGUGGCAGGCUCUAAAUAAUAUAAAACUAACUGUACCUCUCCACGUAAUCAUUCCUCUUGUUUACUUAACGAUGAAAGUGUACAACAGCAUUUAACAGAGCAUGUUAUGUUUAUUUAUUUGUAUGCGUAUUAUGUAGUUACUGUGUUUUAAUAUUCAGUUUAAGAUAUUGUUUAACUUACUCAUCAUUAAAUUGCCACCUGGAAGGAAAAUCCUUAAAUCAAAUUUGAGAUCGUUUUUCAGUUAAAGAUAUCAUAUUUUGGAAAGACUAGCUUCAAAUUUGAAAUAAAAAGAAAUGGGAAUAUAGGAAUGAAAGCUAGAAAGCAAACUAGGUAAAGUCAUUCAUAAAACUGAACUGAGGUCAAUUGGAUUAAGGUGGCGGUUAUAUACUGGAAAGACAGGUAGAGUGGUAAAAUUAGAUCCAAGUCUAUUUAGAGUGCACUUUAUGCCUGAAAUAAAUGUAAACCAUUACACUUCCAUGCUGUUUGUGGUCCAUCCAAUUUGGAUUUGAAAUGAUGUAGUUAUACUCUAGCAAAUACCACAACUGUAAGUAGUCAUGUUUGUAUGAUUAGUUUAUACACAGAGUUAUCAGUGUCAUCUUCACAGUAUGCUUUGCAUUUUCCCUUGAGGUGUGUUACUAGCCUAACAGACGGGUCAAUGCAGCACCUGGCUAUAGAAUUAAAAUGACACAUUAAGGCUGCAAGGUGUUUUUUUUUUUUUUAAACCUAAUAAAAGUGCAUCAAUAAACAUCUAUUGCUGGCGAAAAGACAUGCACACUUGUUUAGAGAAUGACCGAAUACAAUUUCAGAAAUGUAUUUCUAAAAAUUAGACAAAACAUUUGUCUAAAAAUGGUUUAGACAUUUUGUCUUAGUUGGCAAAAAUAGUAGCUGUUAGGUAUUUCCUAAAAGUUUACUCAGCAAACUUACAAUUCAAAAGCAAACUAAAAUACAAAAAGAUCAAUCAUGCAAGCAACACAAACAGUGCACUCAGUUGUAACUGAGACAAUGAUACAAGAAAGCACUGGGAACACAGCAAGGAUAAAGAUGAACACAACCAAUGAUCAAAAUUACCGUAAUAUGUUCAGAUUGUAAUAUUUUCAAAAUGUUGCUUUUAUAAUAAAUUAAUUUAAAAGGUUAUUGUUUAAAAAGGUUCCCACCAUUAAAAAUACAUCAGAGGCUCUGUGAAAUAAUGGUGGCGGACAGUAUCCAUUGGCUACAAAAAAUAAUAGGGUGUUGAUCUGAGGUCAUGCUAGAUAACAAACUAUAAAAAAAUUAGGGUUUUGACCAACAGAGUCAGAUCUCAGCUGACAUCUCUGGUUUGUUGGUCUGCUCAAUAAACUCUAACCUUUGACA